This is a messenger RNA of Musca vetustissima, 2097 nucleotides long. Its product is annotated as peroxisomal acyl-coenzyme A oxidase 3. Gene Ontology annotation, cellular component: peroxisome. Gene Ontology annotation, biological process: lipid homeostasis; fatty acid beta-oxidation using acyl-CoA oxidase. The transcript is spliced from 5 exons. The coding region runs from base 1 to 2079 and encodes 692 amino acids. Gene Ontology annotation, molecular function: pristanoyl-CoA oxidase activity; FAD binding; fatty acid binding. NCBI's taxonomy places the organism in Eukaryota, Metazoa, Arthropoda, Insecta, Diptera, Muscidae. The record is from RefSeq and is a predicted model, not a curated record.
AUGACUCAGAGUGUGGACACAUCGUUUAUACCAGACCUCCCCAAAGGACCUUUGUGCGUGUAUCGAAAAAGGGUAAACUUUGAUUGGAAACGUCUGCGACUUAUAUUUGAGAAGGAAGAAGUGUUACGUCUCAAGUACAAAGUGUGGAAAAUUCUCGAGAAUGACCCUCUCUUUUCACAGCCAAUAUCUACACUACCUACCGAUCAACAGAAACGUAUUUGUGCCAUGCAAAUGAAUCGCAUGAAACAACUAGAUUUAGUUCCUCAGGAGAUCGAACAGCGUUCGUUCAGCGAAAAAACCAAAUAUUUAAUGGGCAUCAAUGAGGCCCUACAUGCCUACUGUCCCAGUUUAUCGGUGAAGAUUGCCUUGGGAGUGGGUCUGUUCAAUAAUGCCAUUCGAGCCAUGGGCACUGAAAGGCAUAUGAAAUACUAUGAGGCUGCUUGGAAUCGUGAAAUUGUCACAUGCCUAGCCAUUACUGAGCUAUCGCAUGGCAGCAACACCAAAUGCAUCCGCACAACGGCAACCUAUGAUCCAACCACACAAGAAUUUAUCAUAAAUACGCCCGAUUUUGAAGCUGCCAAAUGUUGGGUUGGUAAUUUGGGUAAAACGGCCACUGUAGCCAUGACAUUUGCUAACCUCUAUACACCAGACGGUGUAAAUCAGGGUUUGCAUGGUUUUAUAAUACCCAUUAGAGACCCGAAGACACUUCAAGCUUAUCCUGGUGUAUUAGUCGGAGAUAUUGGCGAGAAGAUUGGUUUAAAUGGCAUAGACAAUGGCUUUGUUAUGUUUUCCAAUUACAGAAUACCGCGCGAGAAUUUACUAAAUCGUACAGGUGAUGUAACACCAGAGGGUGUCUACGAAAGUGUUUUUACAGAACCGGGAAAAGUGCUGGGAUCUGCAUUGGAAUCAUUUUCGGCUGGUCGAAUUGGUAUCAUGCAGGAAUCGGUGAACACUUUGUCGACUGCUUCCAUUAUUGCUGUACGUUAUGCUGCCUUACGGAAACAAUUUGGACCGGAAAAGUCGGGACCCGAAGUAGCCAUAAUCGAAUAUCAACUUCACCAAUGGCGAAUUUUCCCAUACUUGGCGGCUUCCUGCGUUUUAAAAAUUGCUGUUAUGGAAUUAACAGAUAUAUAUUUGGGAAUUAUUGAAAAAUCCCAGGCAGAUUCGAAUGGCUUUGAAUUGUUGACUCAGGCCGUAUCGGAAAUUCAUGCUGUUAUAUCAUCAUCGAAACCAAUGAUCACAUGGACUGCUCGUGAUGCUAUACAAGAAGCAAGGGAGGCUUGCGGUGGCCAUGGAUAUCUUAAGGCUUCCAAAUUGGGCGAUUUACGUAACGACCAUGAUCCCAGUCUUACGUACGAGGGUGACAACAAUGUUCUUGGCCAGCAAGCAUCGAAUUGGUUACUUCGGCAGUGGAACCAAGGUAUUGAAAGUCCAGUGGGUACGGCGAAUUUCCUUAAAGACAGAGAAAAUAUUCUAAAACAAAAUUGGCAAUCAGUCCUGAAACAAACACCAAUCGAAUCAUUUGAAUUUGUAUUAAAAUGUUACGAAUGGAUGUUGUGUCAUUUGUUGGAUAUCACAUCGUCGAACAUUGCCAAAGAUAUGAAGGGCGGUAGCCAUCGAUUUGAUGCUCGCAACAAUUCCCAAGUGUAUGGAGCACGCGAUAUGUCCAUAAUAUAUGCUGAAUAUUUCUGUCUGUCACGCUUCAUUGAGAGAUUCCAUCGAUCGGAUGUAACCGGAGAAUACUCCAAAGUACUAAAGUUGGCGUUUGAUAUUUACGCCAUGAGGUGCUUCGACAGACACAUGACCACCUUCUAUGUUGGCGGAUUUGCCCAUGGUUCCGAGUUUGCGGAUCUAAUAAGAACACGUCUUCUACAAAAAUGUGCAGAGUUCAAGGAUUCUGCUGUUGCCGUUGCAGAUGCGCUAGCACCACCAGACUUCGCACUAAACUCCGUUAUAGGAAAAGCUGAUGGCUUAUUGUAUGAAAACUUGCAGAACGAAUUUAUGACAAAUUCGGGUGCCUUUGAGAGGCCACCAUGGUGGCGUGAUAUCAUCAUUCCCCAAACGAAAUCGAAACUUUAAUUGAAAUGCCUUUUUAAA